GGGAACGCGGGACAAGGAACUGGGUCAUGUUAAAAGCCUGCAACAAGUUCAAUGCUUAAUGUGCACUUACAACGCCAUAGCAGUGGUCUCGCCGGCGUCGCCUGUGUUGCAUUUUACUUUGUAACUUUCAUUUACAGUUUGUUGAAGUGAGUUACUUCAAGAUAGUUCCUGCUUUGUCACGAAACUCACUUGUCAUUUUGUAGAGGUAGCCGACGAACAACCGGACGAAAUUGUCGCUGUGGGACUAUCAACUGCAGAACAGAACCCCCUGACACCUUUCAAGCACUGAAAUGUUUGAAUACGAGACUAGUGAUGCCCUGCUGCUGUACCCCUUCCUUGAGGAUGAGGAGGGUGUUGAAGAGUCCCUGUUCCCGGACGAGACCUCUGGCUGGGGCGCCGUGUCCCUAGCCGAGGCCCUGUUGCCCCUAGUGGAGUCCCCGCCCUCCACCCCGCCCCUCCAGUCUCCCUGGAUGUGCUACGCGCGCUACAAGACCGAGCUGUGCAGCCGCUACACGGAGCUGGGCUCCUGCAAGUACGCCGAGCGCUGCCAGUUCGCGCACGGCCUGCGGGACCUGCGUGUGCCCUCCCGCCACCCCAAGUACAAGACGGAGCCGUGCCGCGCCUUCCACGCCGGCGGCUACUGCGCGUACGGCGCCCGCUGCCUCUUCGUCCACGGCCCCAAGGAGCAGAGGCAGGCGCGCCCGCCCCGCGGCCGCAGCGUGCCCUGCCGCACCUACCGCUCCUUCGGCGUCUGCCCCUUCGGCGCCCGCUGCCACUUCCUGCACGUGGAGGGCGAGCGGGGGCAGCCCGGGGGCGCGGGGGCGUCUGCGGAGGAGAAGGGCCCCCACACGCAGGCCCCUGAGCAGAGGCCACGCGGCUCCCUGUGCCGGACCUUCAGCGCGUUCGGGUUCUGCCUGUACGGCACCCGCUGCCGGUUCCAGCACUGCCUGCCCAGCGGGGCCGGGUCGAGGGCCUCCCGCAUCCCCCAGCUGCCCGGUCUGGGGCGAGCCUCGUCCCCCGCCUCGGACAUGCUCUCGUCCUCUUCCACCGCCUCGUCCCCUCCGUCUUCCCUGCCCUCCCCCGUGUACCUGGAGGACCGCUUCCCGCUCACCCCCCCGCUGCUGUCCGGCGAGCCCCCGGAGCAGGAUGCCUUCUCCUUCUCCGGCCAGCACCUCAACGACCUGCUGCUGCCCCUGGCCUGGAGGCUCCAGCAGCUGGAGCACAGCCUGGCCCGUCCUGCCACCUCCCCUGGUUUGGAGGCUGCUGCCGCCCUACCCAAAGGCUACAGCGACUUGCUUUCCUGAAGCGGUGAUGUCAACAUGCCUACAAUGUGCCAGAAUGAUUUGGGGGUGGGGUGGGUUGGGAUGGAUUCUUUACUUAAUUUAAUAAUUUGACUUGUUUUAUAGCCUUACUGAGCCAAGAAAUCUCAUUUGGAGUAUUGGUAUGGAUUUGAGUGACCUUGAUGGCGGGUGGGAAUGGGGCUAGAAUGCAUGCUAAGAUGUAAAUCUAACUGAAAUGUGUGUAGUCUUAGUUUUAUUUGGUUAAUUGCACAAACUGCUGCUUGUCUGGGUUUAAUUGGCCUGCAGCUAAAUUUUUAGGAGUGUCUUUGUGCCCAAGCAGUUGGCCAGCUGCACUGUCCGUCUUCAAAUGUCUAUGGAAAUUGAGCCUUAGGUCGGCCAAAGUCUGAUUUUAAUUUGUAAUCUAACUGUAUAUAUGACAAACAUGUUUUUAGUAUUUAUGAAUCUUAUUUUCUAAUUUAAGGUGUGGUUUUAAUAUUGAGCUCAACCUUCAUGAAGGGGCAAUAAACUACUAAAUCCUA
Conger conger (European conger) is the source of this 1819-nucleotide messenger RNA. RefSeq names its product cysteine three histidine 1 (gene cth1). The transcript has 2 exons. The coding region runs from base 291 to 1304 and encodes 337 amino acids. Lineage: Eukaryota; Metazoa; Chordata; Actinopteri; Anguilliformes; Congridae. The record is from RefSeq and is a predicted model, not a curated record. Gene Ontology annotation, molecular function: metal ion binding; mRNA binding.